This is a messenger RNA of Colletotrichum lupini, 2043 nucleotides long. RefSeq lists its product as uncharacterized. The transcript has 3 exons. Lineage: Eukaryota; Fungi; Ascomycota; Sordariomycetes; Glomerellales; Glomerellaceae. The record is from RefSeq and is a predicted model, not a curated record. Bases 1 to 2043 code for a protein of 680 amino acids.
AUGGCGCCCUCACCACUUCACUCCCUCCCCUCACCAACCACAUCCUUCAAGCCCAUCCUAGCAGCGUUCACACAGCCGCCAACAGCAACCCCAACAACCCUCAUCACGACAGUCGCAAACCUCAUCCCCCGAACCGUGACGACCGUCUCCGUCUACAUCACCCAGGUCCCCUCGGCCACCGCAGCACCAGACGCACCAAAGCUCAAGGACCCAGUCUACGGAAACCUCACCUGGACCUUCAUCGUCGUCCCCUGCGUUCCCGUCAUCGUCCUCAUCUUCUUCGUCUUCACCUGCUACCAGGAGCGCCGCCGCGCCAUCAACAACAUGAAGAAGAACCCCGAUAUCGAGAUGCAAACCUUUCACAGGUUCUGGUUCCCCUGGCGCGAGCUCGAUAAGAACGAGGUCCCCAACGAGCUCCAGAAACCAGCGGCAGCACGUCCCCAGGCAUCCUCAUCCUCGGAGAACACCCCCGUCGCAAGAAGCGUCGAUGGGCAGCGUGGCACCCAAGUGACGGAACCCAGAUCCCCCCCCAUAACCCUCUACGAGAACCCCCCUUCCUGGGGCCGACGACACCUCUGGUCCGAGGUCAUGGCGUAUCCAUCCCUCCUGAACCCAGGCCUCACCCGUCGUCGCAGCAAAACCCCCACCAACACCAAGCCCGACCCCGCCGACGAUACCUCCUCCUCUUCCUCCUACUCCUCCCCUCCGAGCCCGAACGCCUCUCCCCCGAGACCUACCCCCCCUCGAACCGCUCCCCCGAGAACCUCACCCCCUCGAACUCCCGGCGGUCUACCUGCAAUCACCGAAACGGAAUCCGACGAUGGCGACAUCGCCACUGCUCUGAGACGCCCCCGAUUCGCAGAGCCCACGACUCGAAUCAUCGAACCCGAACGCGAACACGGUCCAGGACGAGAUACUAACCCACACCCUUCCCAGAUCUACGGAAGAACAGGCCGCCGUCGCCACUGGGGCCAAGAAGACGACCAUCCCCGCGAGGGCCAGAGCUCCAGCUCUAGCGAGAACCAGACAGACACGUCAGACGAAGGAGACACCAACAACGGCUCUGACAACGAUGAAAACCACUCGGACGCAGACUCCGUAACCACACAGAAGCCCCUCCGUCCCCCAACCGACAUCCCCUCCUCCGGCCGCUUCAAGGACCUCUCUUCCUCUACUGGCACCGGUACUCCAAAGAGCACCACCACCGCAGGCAGCAGCGGCACAGGCACUUGGGCAGCAGGCCACAUCCCCUCCUACUACGGCGCCUCUCCGACCCCAGCGCACAAUUACGCCCAUCAGCAGCAGCCAUCUUCAAGCGCAUCCGCCUCAGCACCACCAACAGCAGCAGCAGCAGCCGCCGCCGGCGCCGCAGCCCUAUCCCGCCGAGCCCAUACCGCAGCAUCUCGAGCCUCCGCCACGAACUCAGACGGCGUCUCCCCGCUCUCCAGCGCGCGAUCCUCUACCGUCACCGUCACCGGCGACGCCCGCCGCCGAACAACAAACACCGUCUCCAGCAUCGGAUCCGAGCCGGGCUCCCCGACGGAGGGAGAAUCCCGCUCCCCGACCCGCUUCGGCACCAACAGCGAGGCCUCUUCUUCUUCUUCCGGUGCUGCUGCUGCUGUAGACCUUAACGCUGUUACCGACGAGCCCACAACCAAGACCAAGUCAAAGGCGAAGGGCAAAGGCAAGGCGAAAGCCCAACCCAGAUCGCCCGGAGCCAAGACCGACAACAUCACCGCCAAGGCCAAACCCAAAUGCACCUGCAAAGGAAAAGGUAAAGGCAAAGCUGUAGCCUCAUCCAGUGGCGGUGCAUCUCCCGUCGUCAACGUCGUCGCUGAAUCAUCCACCUCCGCGUCCGCGUCUUCGUCAUACUGCCCUCGGCACUCUCACCAAAGCCACGACCCCGCCGUCGUCGAGGCAUCCCAGUCCACCUCCGCGGCACCGGACACCCGAGACCCGGCGCACAAGAACAAGAACAAGGCCCAUCGCAGAUCGGUUACAGAGUGGCCCCGCGUCUGCUCCGGCUGCGGCCAGGUGGGAUAG